UGCAUAAAGAAAGAAAUAAAAAAGUAGAAACGAAAAAAAAAUGCCUCAGCCAGAAUUCAUUAGUCUCACCUUUCCGAACGCAUCGACCGAGAUCAAUCCGAUUCCGAAUGCUGGAAUUGACCCAAAUUAUCUCGUUCGAUAUGCUAGGACGUUGGAUGAUUAUGGCUUUAACUACACCUUAGUGCCUUACGAUUCAUCAUACUUUGAUCCCUUCACGGUUGGAGCGACCAUCGCCUCUGUGACCAAAAACAUCAAGGUGAUAAUAGCACUUCGACCGAAUACGCUCUAUCCAACUGUUGCCGCCAAAGCUCUGGCAACCCUCGACCAGCUUAGUACCGGUCGUGUCGUUGUCCACCUCAUCGCUGGCGGCAGCGACGCAGAACAAGCAAAGGAAGGUGACUUCCUGACCAAGGAUCAGCGCUACGGACGCCUGGAGGAAUACAUCCGUAUUCUGCGUCGCGCGUGGGAGUCUGCAGAUCCAUUUGACUGGGAAGGACAGUAUUUCCAAUUUAAGCAGUUUAGCAAUAAGGUGCGUCCAACCAAUGGAACUAUUCCAGUGUCUGUCGGCGGUUCUUCCGACGAGGCGUAUCGUAUUGGCGGUUCCCUUGGCGAUAUCUUUGGGCUAUGGGGUGAACCCCUCAAGGAGACCAAAGAGCAGAUUGACCGAAUCUAUGCCGAGGCAGAAAAGGCAGGUCGCACUGAUCGACCUCGGAUUUGGGUCACGUUUCGGCCUAUUGUUGCUGAAACCGAGGAUCUUGCCUGGGAGAAAGCACACCGGAUACUUGACGUGCUCAAUACAAACCGAGCCAAAGGGCAAGGGAAGGCUCCAGUGAACGCCCCUCCUCCGCAGAAUGUGGGUUCUCAACGCCUGCUUGAAAUAGCUGCUCGUGGAGAGGUUCAAGACCGCGCCCUUUGGUAUCCUACUGUGACUGCAACUAAUGCACGUGGAGCAUCAACAGCCUUGGUCGGAUCACCGCAAACUAUUGCCGACUCGAUUUUGGAUUAUAUUGACCUCGGCGCUGAUCUAAUCUCUAUUCGUGGAUAUGACAAUCUCAAUGAUGCUAUUGAUUAUGGGCGCUAUAUACUGCCUAGAGUUCGGGAACGGCUAAAGCAGGAAAGUGAGUCUUAGAAGACUUUUGAAGGUAUUGCCUCAUCAUGACUGUUAUAUAUGUAUGCAUGUGAGGAAAAUAGAAGUUAUAGUUCUAUUUAGAUAGCCUGCUUAUGAACCAGGAUAUUAAGAAAAGGCCUAGUUAUAUUCUAUUGCUAUGGAGUCUUUGCAAGUGAGUACUUAAGGAGCUGGAUACCGAGGAUUCGAAACAUCUCGAUCGUUAUUUUAGGAUGGACGAAAGAAUUAAGGUCCAGGCUGCUUUUAGUCUUGUAGGGAUACAAAUAUAGCACCUCAGGCAUAUUGCUAGAAAGCGAAAUGGAUAUGGUUUUGUGGCGCAUCAGACUGCUUUUCACAGCAUUCUUAGUUACCAUCGGUAUAUUGAUAGCUACACCUGCCCUAUAGGUAUACAGCAUCCUUUGCCAAAU
Messenger RNA from Talaromyces proteolyticus, 1533 nucleotides. Its product is annotated as putative alkanesulfonate monooxygenase. NCBI's taxonomy places the organism in Eukaryota, Fungi, Ascomycota, Eurotiomycetes, Eurotiales, Trichocomaceae. The transcript has a single exon. The coding region runs from base 41 to 1129 and encodes 362 amino acids. The record is from RefSeq and is a predicted model, not a curated record. Gene Ontology annotation, molecular function: oxidoreductase activity, acting on paired donors, with incorporation or reduction of molecular oxygen.